Molecule: messenger RNA, 2340 nt
Organism: Pleurotus ostreatus (oyster mushroom)
Lineage: Eukaryota; Fungi; Basidiomycota; Agaricomycetes; Agaricales; Pleurotaceae
Exons: 1
Coding region: 1-2340 (779 amino acids)
Source: RefSeq, a predicted model, not a curated record
AUGUCAGAUGAACAUGUGGUGGACUGCAACAUACACUCAUUGCAUAGCCACACUAUAGGACAAUCACUGAAGAGGUUGAAACAACAAGAAGAGGCAUUUGGUAAGGCCUUGUGGCAUCAGGUGACCACUGUUGUAAUUUUGCGGAAGAACAUGAGACAGAAAUCACAAACUGCAGAGGAUGCUAAAUUCUGCACUGCAUUGGAAAACAUGAGGUACAGAGCCUGCACCCUUGAAGACGUACAAUUCUUGAGAGGCAGAGUAUCUACAAAUAUUGAGGGCAGACCUUCUGUGUGCAACCCUAACUUUAGAAAUGUAUCAAUUAUCACUGCCAGGCAUGUCAACAAAGAUGCUAUCAAUGUGCUAGGUGAACAGCGGUUCGCUGCGGAGCACAAUCUUAAGUUGACCAUGUUCUACUGUGAAGAUACAGUGGCACCAAUUGCAGAUUUUGAUGAGGUGAGGGGCAAGAAGCGAGCCACAAAGGUGCAGCUGGAAGAAGGUGUUCAGCGCAUUCUUUGGGAACAACCUGCUUGUUCCGUUGAGAAAAAAAUUCCAGCCAAGCUGAAUCUGUGCAAAGGUCUGCCUGUCAUGUUGAGAGACAACAGUGCAACCGAACUGUGUAUGACAAAUGGUCAGGAAGGAUUUGUAUAUGACUGGGUGGCUGCAGUUGGAUUAUAUGGCCAACAUGUAUUGGAUGUUCUGUUUGUCAAGUUGAAGAGUCCACCAGUUGAUGUUCAGUUCGACGGUUUGCCAGUCAAUGUGGUACCCAUUCUGAGGACUGCCUCACACACAUGGUGUGAGCUUCCUUCUGGCAAGUGGUUACAUGUCUCUAGAAGUCAAGUCGAGAUUACAGUCAACUAUGCUAUGACAGAUUUUGCUUCUCAAGGCAAGACCAGGGUUCAUAAUGUGGUGCACUUGAAUGACACUACGAGCCACCAAGGGUAUUAUACUGCUCUCUCUCGGAGCGCCACUGCAGCUGGCACCUUGAUAUUACAAGCUUUCAAUCCUGCAAUUAUAUCCGAUAAGAAGUGCUCUGGUGCUCUGCGCCAGGAGUUCCGGGACAUUGAGCUCCUUGAUGACAUAACUCGUCUACAGUUUGAAGGUAGACUUCCAGCAUCUGUGACUGGUGAAACUAGACGAACUCUGAUACAUGCAUUCAGGCAGCAUAAGUCUGACUCAUAUGUUCCCCAGCAUGUGCAUAGUGCAAUUCGCUGGAAUAGGAAGCAGCCAUAUGUUGAGCCAGAUUUCAGUAACCUGGAGUGGAGCAUAAUACCAACUCAGCAGAUGAGAAAAUUUCUUUCGGAUGACUUUGUUGAGCAGAUGAAGGAGAAAACUGAACUCUGGAAGAAUGGAGAAACUGAACCAGUUAAGGCAGAGGUGACACCAACACCCGUCGGGAAGCCUAACACUUCGCUUGGCAAAACAUUGAAACAUGGCCUACACGAGGAGUCAACAUCCAAUGCUGUUUCGAUGAAAAAAUGUGUUAAGACUACGGCAAACACAGACAAUGCAGACCACCCAGCUGCUCACCACCUUGUACCCAUUGGUUGUCAGUGGAGUGACAAUAGUUGCGCUUACGAUACCGUGAUUUCCCUUCUGUACAACAUAUGGUUGGAUAGGCCUCGGACGGUCCUCCCACUUCCUGAAUUAGCUGGUGGUCUUUUCCCUACUCUUGUCAAGUGUUUUGAGCAAGUCGAACAUAGCCAGGCAAGGCUAACUGAUGUCCGUAACUACUUGAGGCAGUACUUGUGCAUGCAGAGACCAAACAAGUUUGUGUAUGGAGAAUACGCCUCCAUAUCUGCCAUCCUAGAUGUCCUCCUCAGUGCUGACAGCAGUCAGGUUGUUUUGUCCUACAGCUGUGCGGCUGGGCACUGCAGGUCUGUGUCCUCUGGUCCUCAUGCCAGCUUCCUGGUAUCUUUGGAAAGCUCCAACAAUGACUCUGUGUCUGCAUGGUGUUCGAGUCAGGGCUCAGAGACACGUCGUUCGUGUACAGUGUGCACCGAGAGGGUAAUGGUUAAACAGAUGUACAAGUACCCACCUUACUUUGUUGUGUUCGACUUUGCUGCAGAUUCUUUACAUAUUGACCGAGAAGUUCAGUUGACUGUACUUGGAACCAAUGUACCUUACUAUCUCAAAUGUAUCAUAUACCAUGGUAGAUCUCAUUUCAUCGGUAGGUACAUUGAUGUGACCGGACGGGUUUGGGUGUACGACGGGAUGUCUAACUCAGGUAUCAUGGAAUAUGACACCAGCAGUCCAAGCUUUGAUUUGACUGAGUGCAGGCAAAUGGGUGCCAUUGCUGCUGUGUAUGUCCGAUCACCAAGAGUUCACAUUAGAUCUGGUUAA